UAUUGUUUACUACCACAUAUCCUCGGCCACUAUCACCAACCACAUUUUAGUAUCUCUCCAACGAUGCCAGGAAAGGCCAGUACCUCCAGCAGCACCCCCAAAAACUGGCCCCCUCACAUCCCCUACCUCAAAACACCAGCCUAUUCCCGCACCCUUAGCCCCAUCCAACUCAAAGCCCUCCGCACACGAACGUCAACAGCUCAAGACACACCUCAAACCGUUCCAGGACCAUCUCCUCUCGUGCGCAUUACACCAAUAUCCAAUCCAUCACAUCCCGCAAAUGGACAGAGCGGGUUGUUUGCAGCGAAAGAUCUUCCCCCAGGCUCCUUCAUCCUGCCCUAUAUUGGGGAAGUUCACGGCCAGGGAGCGGCGCACGAGGCGAGCGACUAUGACCUGAGUCUUGAUCGAGAUACCGAACUGGCAGUGGACGCGGCGCGAAGUGGGAAUGAGGCCAGGUUUGUGAAUGACUACCGUGGGGUGCCGGGUGUAGUAAAGCCCAAUGCGGAGUUUCGAGAAGGGUGGGGCGGGAAGGAGCGAGCGAUGGGGGUUUGGGUAUUACCGGCUGGGAAAGCGGGCAAAGGGAAGGGGAUUAAGAAGGGAGAGGAAAUUUUGGUGAGCUAUGGGAGAGGAUUUUGGGGCGCGAGGAAGGAGGUUGAUGAAGGAGAUGGUGGAGGCGACCAGGUGGCUGGGCAGGUGGAUUGACGCUCAUGAUCGAGAUAUAAUCCACCCAAACGAUCAUGUCGUUGCUUGAUUUGAACAAAGUGGGCGUCCAUGGAGCUGCAUUCUAAGCAAAGCAUUGAUAUCGGUUCUUGCUAGGGCAAACCCACCAGGUGUUGCCGUUCUCAGAACCCUCCCUCAACGAGUUCACGGUCUGCUAUCACAAACAGGUCCCACAGGAGUUACUGUUUCCGGAGUAGAUUCGAUCAAACUGGAUUACAAAUCCGGAUCACCAGUAUGUCCCAGCCCUACGGCAUAGCAACUGAAGGGCGACUCAGCCGUCAGCAACGCCUGGGACAAAGUGAAAGGACCAGGGCAAUAGAAUGAGGAGAGAAAUGCAAAAGGAACUGGGAGACUGGGAGAAUAUUAUUUGUCAAUCGAGGAAUUGUCUUUGCAUGAAAUUGAUUCAAGCCUGCGCCUUUCGAAGGC
Pseudogymnoascus verrucosus is the source of this 1146-nucleotide messenger RNA. RefSeq lists its product as uncharacterized. The record is from RefSeq and is a predicted model, not a curated record. Gene Ontology annotation, molecular function: protein binding. The transcript has a single exon. Lineage: Eukaryota; Fungi; Ascomycota; Leotiomycetes; Thelebolales; Thelebolaceae. The coding region runs from base 64 to 702 and encodes 212 amino acids.